UUGCAACGAAAUUCCCCAAAGGUUGGCGAGUCUGUUGUUUGACAGUUUGAGGUUAACUUUUGUGAACGUGAUUGUCGCACCAUAUUUUCCAAAAAAACGUUUCAAAAUUAGCUAAAAAUGCCUGUUGCCGAAGAGGUCAAGUCCAGCUGGGCUGACGAGGUGGAGUUGGAGGGCGGGUCGCUCCCGCCCCCGACCGAGGUGUACGAAAACGGCUUCAAGAUCGUGACCGAAUACGCGUACAACGAAGACGACAAAAAAAUGAAAAUCGUGCGGACCUACAAGAUCGAGAAGCGCGUCGUUUCAAAAUCGAUCGCUUUCCGCAAGACUUGGAAGAAAUUCGGCGAGUGUGCCAACGACAAGCCUGGCCCGAACCCGGCCACCACGAUCGUCGCCGAGGACGUGUACAUGCAGUACAUCACGAGCAAGGAGGAGGACAACAAGCAGGAAGACGACGCUUUGGAGAAGCUGAAGGCUCUGGGCGACAAGAACGUGGUCAAGUGCCGCACCUGCAGCGGGGACCACUGGACCUCCAAGUGCCCCUGGAAGGACACCAUGCUGGCCGGGGGCAAAGUGCCCGACGACAAGAAGGGCCCGGCGGUUCCGUCAGGGUCGGAUGCGGGCAAGGCCGGGGGGUCCAAGUACAUUCCGCCGAGUUUGCGAGAUGGGGCCGUCAGGAAGUCCGAUAAUCUCAAUAUGGCGCGCAGAGACGACGCCACGGCGAUUCGAAUCACCAAUCUUAGUGAAUCUACCACUGAGACUGAUUUGGAGGAUCUGGUGAAGCCGUUUGGCCCGAUCCAGAAGUUGUAUUUGGCGAAAGACAAACAAGCCGGUUAUUGCAAAGGAUUCGCUUAUAUUCAUUUCAAGUUUAAGAACGACGCUGCUAAAGCCAUUUCUAUGCUUAAUGGACACGGUUAUGAUCAUCUUAUACUCACGGUGGAUUGGUCUAAGCCACACCCUAAUUGAAAUGUAUUUUAUAAGUUUUAUUUGUAUUGAAUAAAAAUGCUUUAGCUAA
Tribolium castaneum (red flour beetle) is the source of this 1012-nucleotide messenger RNA. RefSeq names its product eukaryotic translation initiation factor 3 subunit g1 (gene eIF3g1). Bases 118 to 963 code for a protein of 281 amino acids. Gene Ontology annotation, molecular function: RNA binding; translation initiation factor activity. The record is from RefSeq and is a predicted model, not a curated record. The transcript has a single exon. NCBI's taxonomy places the organism in Eukaryota, Metazoa, Arthropoda, Insecta, Coleoptera, Tenebrionidae. Gene Ontology annotation, cellular component: cytoplasm; eukaryotic translation initiation factor 3 complex.